AUGGUUGACUACUUGAAUAUUUCCUCAUUACUUCUGUCCUUCCUGUUUCUCCAAGGAAUUCUGAUCAACGCCAAUGGCAGGAUUGAUUUCAUUCACAACAGUUGUCUUUUCUUCUCCCAGCUUUACCAGCAAGGACGGCUGUGCCAGUUGGGGAGCGAAUUCUGUGAACUAGAAGUUUUUGCGAAGGUUCUUCGAGCUUUAGACAAGAGACAUCUACUUCAUCACUGUUUCCAGGCAUUGAUGGAUCACGGGGUGAAGGUGGCCUCAGUGUUGGCCUAUUCGUUCAGCCGGCGGUGCUCCUACAUCGCUGAAUCGGAUGCGGCCGUGAAGGAAAAGGCGAUCCAGAUUGGAUUUGUAUUAGGAGGGUUCCUCUCGGACGCUGGCUGGUAUAGUGACGCCGAGAAGGUCUUCCUUUCCUGCCUUCAGUUAUGCACACUUCACGACGAAAUGCUCCACUGGUUUAGGGCCGUGGAAUGUUGUGUGAGGUUGCUGCAUGUUCGAAACGGGAAUUGUAAGUACCAUCUGGGAGAAGAGACGUUCAAAUUAGCCCAGUCUUACAUGGACAAACUGGCCAAGCACGGCCAACACGCCAACAAAGCCGCCCUGUACGGGGAGUUGUGUGCGCUGCUGUUUGCAAAGAGCCAUUAUGACGAGGCUUACAAAUGGUGUAUAGAAGCCACGAAAGAAAUCACGGUUGGCUUGCCGGUCAAAGUAGUCGUGGAUGUUUUACGGCAAGCUUCAAAGGCUUGCGUCGUAAAACGCGAAUUUAAGAAAGCCGAGCAACUGAUAAAGCACGCAGUGUAUCUAGCUCGGGAGCAUUUUGGAGCCAAGCACCCAAAGUAUUCCGACACACUACUAGACUAUGGAUUUUAUUUGCUCAACGUAGACAACAUAUGCCAGUCAGUUGCAAUUUACCAGACAGCGCUGGAUAUCAGACAGUCGGUGUUUGGUGGCAAAAACAUCCACGUGGCCACGGCUCACGAAGAUCUGGCAUAUUCUUCUUACGUUCACCAGUACAGUUCGGGAAAAUUUGACAAUGCGCUAUUCCAUGCGGAGCGUGCCAUCGGCAUCAUAACCCACAUUCUUCCUGAAGACCAUCUUCUCCUGGCCUCUUCAAAGAGAGUCAAAGGUAUGUGCAAACUGUUCUUAGCUCCUGCGCUCGGGGGAAGUAGAAACGAUGAGCUGCUCCUUCUGAAAAUCUGACGGGCGAGGGCCAAAGCUGGCGAGGAAACGAGGAUGCUGGGUGAAAUGCAGUCAACAGAUGCAUGUCCUUAAGCAGACAACAACAGAAGUAAUUCUAAACUCACUGGAAAUGAAUGCAGUGCAGCUAUCUUGAUCUAAAAGCCGUAGGCUG
Messenger RNA from Sphaerodactylus townsendi, 1354 nucleotides. It is a transcript of the gene APPBP2, whose product is annotated as amyloid beta precursor protein binding protein 2. NCBI's taxonomy places the organism in Eukaryota, Metazoa, Chordata, Lepidosauria, Squamata, Sphaerodactylidae. The transcript is spliced from 10 exons. The record is from RefSeq and is a predicted model, not a curated record. Gene Ontology annotation, biological process: intracellular protein transport. Gene Ontology annotation, molecular function: protein binding. The coding region runs from base 1 to 1203 and encodes 400 amino acids.